This is a messenger RNA of Cylas formicarius (sweet potato weevil), 2288 nucleotides long. RefSeq lists its product as uncharacterized. The transcript has 8 exons. Lineage: Eukaryota; Metazoa; Arthropoda; Insecta; Coleoptera; Brentidae. The record is from RefSeq and is a predicted model, not a curated record. Bases 1 to 1893 code for a protein of 630 amino acids.
AUGUGUCGUUUAAGCUACUACCUCUUAAUAUUAGUGUGCGCGUUGUUUCGUGGUGUUUACGGUGCCAACGACACCGCGGAAGACGUGCCCUUGGAAUCCCUAAUCGAUUUAACAGGCGGCAACGAACUGUGGACAUCUUUGCUCACGAAUUGCGAGAAACCGACUCUCGCCUGCGUCAAGACGAACGUCUACGACUACUUUAAGCAAACCCUCGAUAACACUUCGGAUAUCGAGUUCACGAGUUACCUCAAGUUUUCGAAAAACGACGUCGACUACGGGAAGAUAAGUAAGUCGUUCGGGAACGUCACGGACGAUGAAGAUUUUAGCGACGAAGAUGAAUCGCCUAUAGAAGCAAUGUCAAGGUCGCUGCGCGACGACUCGAUGCAGUUCUUCAUGACGCACGACAUCGAACUCUCUCUACCCGACGGAAUCUUCCCCAACAGCGUGGUCAAGAUAUCCCCCAGGUCGUUCGAAGACGAAGGGACGUUGGUAAAGUUCGAUGUGGUGCCGGAUAACAAGGGCGUCGAGGAAGGAAGACUGUUUAAAAAGAUUAGAAAAUUUAUCACCGAGAGAUUGCUGUACGCUCUGCUAGCCAUUCUUCUAGUCAUAAAACUACUGGCCGUCAAGUUUCUCUUCCUGCUGCCGUUGAUCGUUGGUGCCGCGACGGCCAAGAAGCUUCUGUUGAAGAUAUUGCUGUUCAUUUUUCCCGCUCUUCAUCACCUGUUCAAAUUCUGCGCGUACUAUCCCAUCCAAGCGAAGUACCAUCACCACAAACAUCUGAUAUCGCACAUACACGAGUUUCCUCAUCACCAUCACCAUCCGCAUCAUGACGAGGGAGUUGAAGUGGUGGCCCCACACGAAUACGGUCCCCCCGUCCAUCACCACCACGAGAAUGAUGAUUUUGAUUUGGAGGAAGGCAUAGUAGUGCCUGAUAAUGGAAUACACUUUGGGCAUGACUCUAUAUCUCACCGUCGUGAUCCUACUCGAUUCGAAAACGAAUUGGAACCUUGGGGUAGCCACGAACAUUCACCUGUAAGGAGAUAUCGACCGAAAAGACCCCUCACCAAUUCCGAAAUCGAUCGUAUGGUAGCAAAAGCGGAAAGGGAAGCUUUGAUUAAAUCGCGACUUCAGAAAGAAAAACUACGGAUACGGGAAGAGAAUUUUAGACUGCAGGAGCAACUCAAUCAAGCGUUGAAGUUGCAGGAGAAAUUGAAGCAGCAAGCGGCCUAUCUGCACGCCAAACUACCCCCUCAGUUGCCUCCUGGAUCUGGUACGUUUCCUUAUCGAGGGGACCCCGUCGCAGACUAUUAUCCAAGAGGAUCUUCGGUGGAUACUGUCGCUUCUCACAAUUUAGGUAACAAAGAAUCGCCAGUAUAUGUUCCCCAACAUCAUGUGUUAACCAAACCAGUGGGUAAUAUAAGAGAAUCAGAGAAGUUUGAUAGUCAGCACAAGACACCUUUUAAACCUUCAACACAAUUGGCGAAUAACAACGUUCCGCAAUAUUCCCCGGAAUAUUCAACGUCCGCUGCUCCAGUAUCACUCAAACCCAAACUUGAAAAGGAAAUAUACCAAGCAGCAUCUAUAACCUACGAUCCGUUCUACACCCCAAUAUUGGAAAAAGUGGAUAGAAUAUUCAAUGGUCUCGGUUACAACGAAGAGCCAUGCAAGGAACGUUUAAUUUGCAGCAUGUACAAAAACCCCAGCAAAUUCAGCCCGCACAGCAAUCUAAUUUCUGCCGAAAUCAGCAGAGACGCAACUGAACUUAAGAAACCAACAGCAACAAACUCAGCCGUCAUCAGGUUCUACAAAUACGUUCAAUCAGCUCGAGAUGGACAAGAUGGUCGCGAUUGUUUAAGACUUUAUCCGGCCUGUAACAUUAACACUGAGCUAUAACCAAACUGUCUUCUGUGAAACUGGUUCGCAACUAAAUCAUAGCAACACUAUUGGUGUAUCGAGAAUAAUGUUUUCAAUUGUUCGGCUGGUUCCUUUUUGCAGUAUUCAAAUUUGUAAAUGAUGUUUUCUCUCGAACAUAACGUUGCAAAAAAUAAUACAAAAAAUAAAUGGCCCUACAUUUUCGAAACUAACAGAAAUUUGGCAACUUUUUUAUAAUUUUACUUUUAUCGUAACUUGAUCCCUGGCUGAUCUAGCAAUACUGUCUUCUGAAUCAGUUUUGGUUAGUUUGGUUGGUCCCAAUAUGACGACACUAAAUAUCACGCCACUGGAAGAACUGUUUUGUAUGCUCUUCUACUGUUUCGCUGUAAAAUUUGCUUCCUUUAUUUAACUUUAUU